CAUCUUUGAGCUCCUCCUGACUUGCGCGCGCGCACACGCGCGACGACCAACAUGGCGAUGGAGUAUGAAAACUACGAUGGCAACAUCGACUUUUCUCAGGAAGCCCCCAUGUCCCGUGUACAACUGCAUCCGUGCAGUACUUGUGGUCGUACCUUCAAUGAAAAAGCCCUUGGCAAGCAUGCUCCCAUCUGUUCCAAAACCCAUGCCAAUGCCGCACGACGCGGUACUUUUAACAGCACUCGCCAGCGUGUCGAGGAGCUGGAGGUCAAACCGGCCGGUACAGGGUUUCAAGCCAGCGCAACUACCCGACCUGCCAGAACAACACGUACCGUCGCCAAACCCACACGUGCCAAAACCGCGGACACGCGUCCCCCCCCUGAACGCGCCAGCGUUGCUCCUGCCACCUCAAACAAGCCUGCCACAACAAGCAAAGGCGACUGGCGCAGUAAACGUGAGCAGUUUUUGGCCAACCUUCGUGCUGCUCGCCAGGUGACGGCGCAUCUCAAAGCCGGAGGCGAUAUUCGUGAUCUUCCUCCACCCACAGUCGAUGAACACCCCGAAUAUGUCAGCUGCCCUACAUGCAACCGUCGUUUCAAUGAGGAUGCUGCCAAGCGCCACAUCAAGUUUUGUGCCGAGCAGGCCAAGCGUGCGUCGAUAAAGCGGAACGGUUCCACCAAAGGAGGAGCCAAGGCAGAGGCAGUGCGCCGCCGAACCGCUUACAAACCCCCUUUGCCCGGUGCCAAGAGUUCCAGCUCCAGUGUUCAGCCCUCCCCAGCACACCAACGAGCUUAUGGUGACCAGCAGGCCCCUUCCAUCAAUGGUCAAAGGUAUGACUCCGAACCCACACCCGAGCGAACAUCAAAACCUCAACCUCCAUCCUCGGCUGCUCCCCGACGACGGGGCGUGCCUGCGGACAGUGGCGCACGUGCAAGCACGGUGCGCCGAACAAAUGGCACAGCCAAUACCGCUUCUCGUCAUGCGGUGGAGGCCCCUUACGCUACAACGUUGGCCCGCCUGCGCCUGAUUCCAACAGCCGCUUUCAACGCACACACUCCAAGCGCACGCCCAUCACUCUCGACUGGCUUCUGA
Messenger RNA from Monosiga brevicollis MX1, 1089 nucleotides. RefSeq lists its product as uncharacterized. Bases 52 to 1089 code for a protein of 345 amino acids. The transcript is spliced from 12 exons. Lineage: Eukaryota; Choanoflagellata; Craspedida; Salpingoecidae. The record is from RefSeq and is a predicted model, not a curated record.